AUGUCCGAAGAAACGUCCCAAAAAGCUCACUAUUCGUCAAUACUCGGAGCAGAUCCUUUACUAAUUGAUGCCUCUGAAAUGGCCAGAUAUGAGGUAUGGGCAAGAAACACUUCAAAUGAUGUGUUUAAGCUACUGAAACCUCAACAGAAUGGACGUCGCUAUCACGCCUAUCGCGAAGGAAUUUAUAUCGGGCCGAAUGACGAAGCAGAACAAGACCGCAUGGGCCUAGUGCACCAUAUAUACUCUCUGUUGCUGGAAAGAAAGCUCCAUCUGGCGCCUCUUAGCGAGAGCCCCAAACGUGUUCUUGAUCUGGGCACUGGGACCGGCUUGUGGGCCAUAGAUUUCGCUGAUGAACACGAAAAUGCUCAGGUUAUUGGUAAUGAUUUGAGUCCUAUCCAGCCGAAAUGGGUACCGCCAAACUGUCAGUUUGAGAUAGACGACCUCGAAUCAGACUGGAUGUAUAAAGCGCCAUUCGACUAUAUCCAUGCGCGUGAACUGUCCGGGUGCAUAGGCAACAUCGACAAGCUUUUUCGGCAAGUAUUUGACCAUACAAGUUCUGGAGGUUACUUUGAACUCCAAGCUGUCAGCGCCCAUUUCUUAUCCGAUGAUGAUACUGCUGAGAAGGCUGUCACUGCUCAAGGGUGGAUGAAAAACAUCCGUGAGGGUGGUCGAAAAUUCGGUAAGCCGUUGGAUGACGCUUGUGAAUGGAAACAGAAAUUGGAAGAUAUUGGUUUCGCGGACGUUACAGAAACGUUACUUAAGAUACCCCUAGGUACUUGGCCUAAGGACGCGAGAAUGAAAGAAAUCGGGAAGUUCGGGUUCGUUGGAGAGUUGCAAGCUAUUGAGGCUUAUACACCUGCACUAUUCACGCGAGUCCUUGGUUGGAGUGAAGAGGAGAUGCAAGUAAUGAUGGACAAGAUCAAGGAAGAGCUCUUUGAUCGAUCACUGCAUUUAUACCUUCCAGUCCAUGUUGUAUAUGGUCGGAAACCUUGA
Molecule: messenger RNA, 993 nt
Organism: Aspergillus oryzae RIB40
Lineage: Eukaryota; Fungi; Ascomycota; Eurotiomycetes; Eurotiales; Aspergillaceae
Product: class I SAM-dependent methyltransferase
Exons: 6
Coding region: 1-993 (330 amino acids)
Molecular function (GO): methyltransferase activity
Source: RefSeq, a predicted model, not a curated record